GCACCGCGAGCCGAAGGCGGCCUCCGCCCGGGUUCCGGACACGGCGGGCUUCCUUCACCCCCACGUGUGAUGUUAGAGUGCGGAGACCAGAAGUCCUCAGGGCUGAAUUGGAAGAGGAGCAAAGGCUUCUGAAAAAUCUUUGAAAGCCUCUCAAAAUACAUCCAGUGGUGUAUAAGCAGCUAGAAGACUUAGCUUGACAGAACUAAUUGGCUGCGUGAUUAGUUAUGCCAUUAAAUUCUAUCUAGAAGCUGAAGCAUCAUUUUCGAUAAGUGUGUGGAUAGAAUAAGAGGAUGGCCUUUCAAUUCAAUUUCAGUAUAGAAGAAGAUCUGGAAAAUAAAGUAGCACCCCUUGAUGAUGGAACUUUGACCCUGGAUUCGUCAUCAGUCCCAAAAAGUCAAAACGGAAAGCAGGACAGAAAGUCUUCUACAGAACUGUCGGGUGUGCCUGCGGAUUGCUUGUGGGACUGCUCCUCACUGGGAAAUGCAGCUUCCUCUGAAGACACUGACAGCCCACUUAGGACAACUGACAGGUCAGGUGACCCAGAAGCCUGUGAAAAACAGCCCUCCUUGAGAGCUGCUAAAGAACAUGCUAUGUCUCAAGAUUUUAAUCAAGUCUUAGAAAAUAAAGUUAUGGAAAGGUUGCCUGGUCCCCAGCAUGUUAACACAAAAGUAGUGAAAACCAUCUUGUUGAAAGAGAAAUUCCCCGGAGAAAACAUAGUUUCAGAAAGCUUUUCUUCGCAUUCUGAUCUGAUUCCAGGUGUUUAUGAAGGAGGCUUAAAAAUCUGGGAAUGUACCUUUGAUCUCCUGGCUUAUUUCACAAAGGGCAACUUGAAAUUUGCUGGACAAAAAGUGUUGGAUCUUGGCUGUGGAUCCGGAUUGCUUGGAAUAACUGCAUUGAAAGAAGGAGCUGGAGAAGUUCAUUUUCAAGAUUAUAACAGUUUGGUGAUUGAUGAAGUUACCUUACCUAAUGUAGUUGCUAACUUCCCUCUACAGGAUGACAGUAAUGGUGUAAAUGAGCCAGAUGAGAAAAGACAAAGGAAGUCAAAAGUAGCCCAAGAAAUACGUAAAUGCCGGUUAUUCUCUGGGGAGUGGUCUGAAUUUUGUAAGCUUGUAUUAAGUGAAAAACUGUUUGUGAAAUAUGACCUCAUUCUCACUUCAGAAACCAUUUAUAAUCCAGAUUAUUACAGCACUUUGCAUGAAACAUUUCUCAGACUGUUGAGUAGGAAUGGCCGGGUGCUUCUAGCAAGCAAGGCACAUUAUUUUGGUGUUGGUGGUGGCGUUCAUCUUUUUCAGAAAUUUGUAGAAGAAAGGGGUAUAUUUGAGACUAGAACCCUUGAAAUAAUUGAUGAGGGUCUCAAGAGAUUUCUAAUUGAAAUGACCUUUAAGCACCCCAGUUAAUAGACACCGAAUGGCCUAAUGAAAUAAACAGAACACUUUUUUUUUUUUUUUUUCUGAAAUUACGGUGUUUCUAUGAUCUUGCUUAUUGAAAUAAUAAGCCAAGUAUGGUAGCAGCCUUAGGUUUUCUGUGUAAAACUGCAAGUUUCCAUGAGAAUUUGAUGGAAUUCUUGAAUCACAAAAGUUCUUUCCCAUAGCACACAAGAGCCCACUAAUAAUGUACAAUCAGUGUGUAUUAAUUGAAAUAUAUGAAAAAAACUAAAAAUGUAUUUUCCCAUCUGUAAAACAGGGCUUGCAAUAGUAGCUCUAGGAUUCUUUAAAGAACAGGUUAAUGUUGGGUAUCAU
Psammomys obesus (fat sand rat) is the source of this 1739-nucleotide messenger RNA. RefSeq names its product methyltransferase 18, RPL3 N3-histidine (gene Mettl18). NCBI's taxonomy places the organism in Eukaryota, Metazoa, Chordata, Mammalia, Rodentia, Muridae. The transcript is spliced from 2 exons. Gene Ontology annotation, biological process: peptidyl-histidine methylation, to form tele-methylhistidine. Gene Ontology annotation, molecular function: protein-L-histidine N-tele-methyltransferase activity. The record is from RefSeq and is a predicted model, not a curated record. The coding region runs from base 291 to 1397 and encodes 368 amino acids.